Molecule: messenger RNA, 760 nt
Organism: Mangifera indica (mango)
Lineage: Eukaryota; Viridiplantae; Streptophyta; Magnoliopsida; Sapindales; Anacardiaceae
Product: calmodulin-like
Exons: 4
Coding region: 93-545 (150 amino acids)
Molecular function (GO): enzyme regulator activity; calcium ion binding
Source: RefSeq, a predicted model, not a curated record
AAAAAGGCAAGUUUGACCAUAAAUGGAUGCCUUAGAUAUUAUUCAAAGUGUCCCCUAGAGCUCCCUCCUGCAAGUUCAUCGAAUAAGGCAGUAUGGGAGAUGCGUUGCCUGAGGAACAGAUUAUUGAGUUUCAGCAAGUUUUUCGCCUCCUAGACAAGGAUGGAGAUGGUUGUAUUACCAUAGAAGAACUAGCAGCUGCGCUCAGAUCACUAGAUCAAAACCCUACAGCAGAAGAACUUCAUAACAUGAUCAAUGAAGUUGAUGUGAAUGGUAAUGGAACUAUAGAGCUUGGGGAGUUCUUGAAUCUCAUGGCAAGAAAAAUGAAGGAAUGUGAAGCUGAAGAGGAACUGAGAGAGGCCUUCAAAGUAUUUGACAAGGAUCAAGAUGGUUACAUAUCUCCUAAUGAGUUGAGGCAUGUAAUGAUGAACCUGGGGGAGAAACUGACAGAUGAAGAGGUGGAGCAAAUGGUUAGAGAGGCUGAUCUUGAUGGUGAUGGUCAGGUUAACUACGAGGAAUUCGUCAGAAUGAUGAUGAUGGCUUUUUAAUUCGUAGUUGAAUUUAUCUUCCUUCAUAUAUGUACUUAAAUUAAAACAACAUAUGCUCGUUUCAUAUAAGAAAAAAUUAUUCAAUUAUAUAAUAAGAUCAUGAAUAUAGGUUUAUAUUAACCGUAAUUGUAAAAAUAGAAAUUUACCUGAAAAAUAAAACAAGUAUGUGAGAAGAAUAUAUGCAUUGUCUUUUUCUCUGAGAUCCUUCUGUUUGU